Messenger RNA from Penicillium odoratum, 4215 nucleotides. RefSeq names its product RNA helicase aquarius. The transcript has 4 exons. Gene Ontology annotation, molecular function: helicase activity; mRNA binding. Gene Ontology annotation, biological process: mRNA splicing, via spliceosome. Gene Ontology annotation, cellular component: catalytic step 2 spliceosome. The record is from RefSeq and is a predicted model, not a curated record. Bases 1 to 4215 code for a protein of 1404 amino acids. NCBI's taxonomy places the organism in Eukaryota, Fungi, Ascomycota, Eurotiomycetes, Eurotiales, Aspergillaceae.
AUGGCGCAGAGUCUCGAAUCCAGACCGACAGUGGUGGACUUUCGCGAGGAUAGCCCGUGGGUGAAACUAGCCAAGGCUCACUGGUUAGAUGUGAAGGUCCGCAAGGCCAAACCCGACGUGAUCAAACAGCAAUUGUGGGAUCCACUGGAGGCAGAUGGCUUCAACAGUCGCUCUCUUCUGAUAUUGGAGAAUCUGAAUAUCCUAGAGCAGUUCCUUUGGCCCACCUACAGUGAAGAUGCUUCCAAUCACCAUGUUCUCCUGAUCGCGCUUCUUGUUAGCGUCAAAUAUCGGGAACAUGUGCCCAUCUGGGACAUUUUCUCCGACCGCGGCGAUGAUUUCUCAAGCCUCUUCCAUCGGAUCCUGUCCAUGAGCAUCGACCCAUCCCUGCCGACCCAUUCGCGCAUGUCGAUUAUCUCAUUCAUUAUCGCUGCCUUCCAGUCGCUCGAGAACGUCCUGAUCCGAAAAGAAUGCGCCCCGCUUGUUUCUAUCUCUAUCUGGCACAACUUGGCCAGCGAAGAUGCCAGAGAUCGCGUGAUUGCGAAAUCUCUCGCUUUGAAAAAGGCAUGGAGGGCUGCAGGGAAGCGAUAUGAUGCAGGUGACGAGGCUAGCCAGGCCAAGAGUCGGUUCGAACGGUCUUGGCUGUAUACUAUGCUGCUCGACUUCCUGCAUAAAUUGAACGGCCCAGAGAAGCAACAGACCGAGAAUUUGCUGUACUGUGAGCGUUUUCUAGAGCUCCUUGUCGACCUUUUGAGCCAGCUUCCAACCCGGCGCUACACCAAUACACUUCUCAAAGACCUUAAUCUUCUACCCGUCAUUCGCAUGUCGCAAUUGUACCGCGUCCCAGAGAAUGCUCUUUUCCGCGACUUUUACAAUCUUCUCAAGCACUUCAUCAAUUUCGCCAUCGAUGAUUCCUCGGGUGAUGCUUUGUCCCCCCAGGAGGUCUAUGAUUUGCACUGCAAGGAGCUGGCGCAUUUACAGAGAACCGCUAUGAAGUUCUUCAAGGAAAAACUCAUGAUACUCGCCCUUUCGAACUUGGGAUCAAUUGAUAAGCGGGUUGAGCUUGAAGGGCAACUGUCCUCUUUGGAUGAGCCAGAGCUCCAGAGCCUGUGCUCUCAUUUGGGAUUCCGGACAAACUACCCCAAAUUAUCCAACGUAACUCCAGAUCGGCAGCUUUACUUGGAGAUUCUACUCUCUGCAUAUGAGCGCAAACUGCCCUUCCAAGAAGUUGCAGCUCAGUUGAGCGUAAUUCCCACCGAAGAGAGCCUCUAUGACCCAGCAUUGUUGAGGAACGAAACUUAUGAUGGAUCCAGACCGCUGGCGAUUCCCAAGCUGAACCUUCAAUAUCUGAGUACUGGAGACUUCCUUUGGCGGUCUUUCCUCCUGUAUAGGUCGGAGGCUUUCUUCCAGAUCCGCAAAGACAUGGAAGCUGUUGUCAAGCGCAUGCAACCUCGAGCAAACCGUAACGGAAGCUUGGAUUUUGAGGGAUUUUCCCGAAUGGCAAUCCCUAUCUCCAAGCCUGCUAUCAUCGAAGUGGCACCCGCAAAGGUGGGCUCAAAAAAUCCGGCGUUUGUUCGCGCGGAGAUUGCAAUUGAAGUGGGAAGGUUGGCCGAUAACAUCCGGAAGGAAUGGGAAUCCCUCCGCCCGGAUGACGUUGUCUAUCUGUUGGCUGUUCAGUCCCCAGCACCCACGCAAUUAGGAAUCCGAGACGAGAAUGCCACGGAAGGACCACGCAUGACUCACCUCCGCACAGCGGAGAUUGUGCAAGUUCUUGAUGAACAAGGCCGUCAGCUGCGACAGCCGGUUGGUGGUCAAGCCAAUGGACAUCAAUCUCGCCCGCGGGUGCGCAGGCUUCUCGUUAACUUGGACGCGGCUUCAUUUAAGACUGACAAGGACCUCCAUUCCCAAGGAAAGCCGGAUAUCUAUUCUUUGAUCAAUGUGGUUGCGCGACGAAAGGGCCGAGAGAACAACUUCAAGUCUAUCUUGGAGACAAUGCAAAAGCUGAUCGUGUCGGAUAUGACACUCCCUCCGUGGCUUCAAGACAUUUUCCUCGGAUAUGGUGAUCCUGCAGGUGCCCAGUACACCCGGAUGCCUAACCGUCUCAAAUCUGUUGACUUCCGUGAUACAUUCUUGGACUGGUCCCAUCUGGUAGAGAGCCACCCCGGUAAGAUUAUUGAACCAUCUGGAUCCGAGUCAGCUAGUUUCGGUCCUCCUUAUGUUCUCGAGCCCGUCGAGAGCGAGCCGGUGGAAGCCUCUGCCCCCCUGAAGAAACGCCGGCGUGACCCUGCCGGACAGGUGGAGCAGGGACCUACUACCAUGCGUGUUUCGACAUAUAAGUUGCCAAACCCUGGACCAUACCCUAUCGAUGCGCCUAAACACAAUACCGUCAGGUUCACACCCACUCAAGUGGAAGCGAUUGCCUCCGGUACGCAGCCGGGCCUUACUGUCAUCGUGGGACCUCCUGGUACCGGUAAGACCGAUGUUGCGACCCAAAUUAUCAAUAAUCUCUAUCAUAAUUUCCCCACCGAGCGAACACUCCUGGUUGCACACAGCAAUCAAGCACUUAACCAGCUUUUCCAGAAGAUCAUUGCUCUAGACAUUGACGAGCGUCAUCUCUUGCGACUGGGUCACGGUGAAGAAGAAUUAGAUACCGAUUCGAACUACAGCAAACACGGCAGAGUCGAAUCUUUCCUUGACAACCGCACAAAUUAUCUGUCAGAGGUCAUGCGGCUGGCGGCAUCGAUUAAUGCGGAGGGCGCACACGGGAACUCUUGCGAGACCGCUGGCUACUUCAACAUGGUCUAUAUUCAACCAGCAUGGGCCAAGUUCUGGGAUCGGGUCAACUCGGAAGAAAUUUCUACAGAGGAUGUUGUCGCCUCAUUCCCAUUCCACGUGUACUUCUCGAAUGCACCUCAACCUUUGUUCGAAGCAGAUGCUUCGAAAGAGACAAUACUAGAUGUUGCCUCGGGCUGCCAACGACACAUUGAGCGGAUUUUCACUGAGCUCGAAGAUAUUCGACCCUUUGAGAUCUUGCGGCAUCCUCGAGACAAAGCCAAUUAUCUUUUAUUGAAAGAGGCUCGUGUGGUUGCAAUGACAUCUACACACGCAGCAAUGCGCCGACAGGAGAUUGCGGACUUGGGCUUCCACUAUGACAAUGUCGUUAUGGAAGAAGCAGCACAGAUUACCGAAGUGGAGAGCUUCAUUCCUGCCGCUCUUCAAAACAUGAAGAACGGGGAGCUGCCUUUGAAACGUGUUGUUCUCUGUGGAGACCACUUCCAGAAUUCCCCAAUCAUUCAGAAUAUGGCUUUCCGUCAGUACGCGCACUUUGAGCAGAGUCUUUUCCUCCGCCUGGCCCGCCUAGGUGUUCCCGUUAUUACCUUGGACAAGCAAGGUAGAUGCCGACCGAGUAUUGCCGAACUCUUCCGUUGGCGCUACCAGAAGCUGGGAGAUCUCCCAUCCGUCGAAACUCUGCAGGAGUACAAGCAGGCAAAUGCUGGCUUCCAGUUCGAUUAUCAGUUCAUCAAUGUUCCUGACUACCAGGGCAAUGGGGAACGCGAACCGACUCCCUACUUUAUUCAGAAUCUUGGCGAGGCGGAGUACGCGGUGGCUUUGUAUCAGUACAUGCGACUGCUAGGAUACCCGGCCGCGAAGAUCUCGAUUUUGGCUACGUAUGCUGGACAGACGGCUUUGAUCCGUGAUGUAUUGAACCACCGUUGUGGUAAGAACCCGAUGUUUGGUCUCCCCAAGAUCGUGACAACCGUGGAUCGGUACCAAGGAGAACAGAAUGAUUACGUUAUCCUAUCCCUGACUCGUACCCGCACCGUCGGAUACCUGCGUGAUGUUCGUCGUCUGACCGUGGCCCUGUCACGUGCUCGCUUGGGUCUUUACAUCCUUGGUCGCCGAGAGGUCUUCGAAUCCUGCUACGAGCUCAAGCCUGCAUUUGAUCGUCUCUUGCAACGCCCGGACAAACUGAUGCUUGCGCCGGGUGAGAUGUUCCCAACAACUCGAGCGCUGGACGCUGACGUCGCGGGCACCCCUAUGGAAGGAGUCGAGCAUCUUGGCCAGUACGUGUUUGAGAUGACACAGGCCAAGGUGAAAGCAAUGGGUGAUGGAGAUCUGGUACUUGAUGAUGCCGCCCCUGAUGGUGAGGAUGGUCUUCUAGAUGAAGAUGAGGACAUGAUGGGUGUCGAUGAAGACGAGUAUGAAGAUAUUGUAUGA